Cavia porcellus (domestic guinea pig) is the source of this 7990-nucleotide messenger RNA. RefSeq names its product ATPase copper transporting beta (gene Atp7b). The record is from RefSeq and is a predicted model, not a curated record. Lineage: Eukaryota; Metazoa; Chordata; Mammalia; Rodentia; Caviidae. The transcript is spliced from 21 exons. Gene Ontology annotation, molecular function: ATP binding; ATP hydrolysis activity; copper ion binding. Gene Ontology annotation, biological process: copper ion export; intracellular copper ion homeostasis; copper ion import. The coding region runs from base 667 to 5250 and encodes 1527 amino acids. Gene Ontology annotation, cellular component: trans-Golgi network; plasma membrane.
UGCCAAAUAUAAAAGACCAGUGAGCCUUGCUAGCCAGGAAGUAUAUGCAGUCGGUUCUUACUUGUUCGGUCCAAGGGAAAACAAAGCGGCAGGAAAUAUGGGAUUUUUAGAUACCUUUUGGGAAAUGCAGCCCUUGUUGCCCAGGAAAUCCUUCUCUUCCAAAACAUUCCGCACCCUGCUAGUGCUGGAGCUAUGGAACAGGCUGCUGAAGUUAUUCCAAGAAAACACUUGCAGUUUGGAAAAGAAAGGAAGUGACUCUUUUUUGCCUGUAUGCCAGGUUUCCUGAUGCACAGGUAGCCAGAAGGAAGCCUCCCAUAUCUUUGGGUGAUGAUUAGGUGCUGUGUUUACAGACACACCCGGCCAGGUGUGCAGGCAGUGCUGGGUGCAGGCGAGUAGUGGCCGUGCGCAGAGAUAUCCGCAGUGUCGCACAACAGCACAGUGAGUAAGAGGCUGACGGUUGGUGGGAUGGGUAUAGAUAGGCAAAGGCUAACAGGCACGCAGUAGUCUCCAGCCUCCCAGGUUCCUGAAGCUGGCUGCCAGACUGAAGACAGAGUCUCCUCUUGGCUCAGUUGCAGCUAAUUAGGGGAUACUUUGAAAGCAUUUCCUUCUAGUAUGACCAGCAAGUCCAGUGAAGUUGAACUGCUUUAGUGGGAAGCGAAGGUGACCAUGGCAGUGGCAUUGGAGAAAGCCAAGGAUGAAGUGCCCCAGGACCCUGAGCAGUCCUUCCUGGCAACUCUGAGUGACCCACAGGUGACCCUGCUGUCCGUCCACAAGCAGUGGUCCUUCAGGAGGAGCCCUGGAGCCAGGGCCCUGUCCAGCCCAGUGUCUUCAGAGGAACGCUCCUGCUUGCCUCCCUCAGGGGGAGAAUUUCCACUAACAGCUUUGAAUGGAGCCUUGGAAACAAGUUCCCAUCAGAGUUUACCUAAACUUCCUUUUCCUGCUCGCUCUUGGAAACAAGCAAUGAAGCAGAGUUUUGCCUUUGACAAUAUCGGCUACGAAGGGGGUGUGGACAGCCUGUGCCCUUCGCCGACUGUCACCAGCACCAUUGGCAUUUUGGGCAUGACUUGCCAAUCCUGCGUCAGGUCCAUCGAAGGCAAGAUUUCUGGUUUGAAGGGCAUCGUGAACUUUAAGGUUUCCUUGGAACAAAGCAACGCAACUGUGAAAUAUGUGCCAUCAGUCAUCAGCCUCCAACAGGUUUGCCACCAAAUUGGGGACAUGGGCUUUGAAGCCAGCAUUGCAGAAGGAAAGGCUGCCUCCUGGCCUCUGAGGACUUUGUUAGCCCAAGAGUCAGUCGUCAAACUGCGGGUGGAGGGCAUGACCUGCCAGUCUUGUAUCAACUCCAUUGAAGGCAAGCUGCGGAAACUGCACGGCGUAGUAAGAGUCAAAGUUUCACUCAGCAACCAAGAGGCAGUUAUCACUUACCAGCCUUAUCUUAUUCAACCCGAAGACCUCAGGGACCAUGUCAGUGACAUGGGAUUUGAAGCCUCCAUCAAGAACAAAGUGGCUCCCUUAAGUCUGGGACCAAUUGACAUCGGCCGGUUGCAAAGUGCUAACCCAAAGAGAACAUCGGCUUUUGCUAACCAGAAUUUCAAUAACUCUGAGACCCAAGGAAGCCACACAGCUACCCUGCAACUAGGAAUAGAUGGAAUGCACUGCCAGUCUUGUGUCUUGAAUAUUGAAGGAAAUAUAGGCCAACUGCCAGGGGUUCAGCAUAUUCAAGUAUCCUUGGAGAGCAGAACUGCCGAAGUACUGUAUGACCCUUCUUGUGUCACACCUGAGUCCCUAAAGAGGGCCAUUGAGGCGCUUCCACCUGGGAACUUUAAAGUUUCUCUUCCCGACGGAGCAGGAGGGAGUGGAGCAGGUGACGAGCCUUCCAGUUGUCAUUCCCCUGGCUCUCCCGAGCGAAGCCAGGUGCAGGGCCGGGGUAGCUCUACAGUGCUUAGCGUCACCGGCAUGACCUGUGCGUCCUGUGUACAGUCCAUCGAAGGUGUGCUCUCCCAGCGGGAAGGGGUACAGCGAGUCUCGGUCUCUUUGGCUGAAGGAACUGCAACAGUCCUCCACGAUCCCUCUAUAAUUAGCCCUGCGGAACUCCGAGCUGCUGUAGAAGAUAUGGGAUUUGAGGCUUCGGUGGUUCCUGAAAACUAUUCUACCAACCAUGUUGUAGACCACAGCGCUAGGAACCCGGGAAAGCAGGUGCAGCAAGCCCUGGAUGACCCACCUGUGUCCGUGCAGGAAGUGGCACCCCAAGCCAGGGGACCCCUUAGAAACCACAGCCCCGGCUCCUCAUCAGAUAUCCCACAACCCACUGGGACAGCAGCAGCACAGAAGUGCUUUUUACAGAUCAAAGGCAUGACCUGUGCGUCCUGUGUGUCUCACAUCGAAAGGAAUCUCCAGAAGGAAGCUGGUAUUCUGUCCGUCUUGGUUGCCUUGAUGUCAGGAAAGGCAGAGGUCAAGUAUAAUCCAGAGGUCAUCCAGCCGCCCAAGAUCACCCAGCUCAUCCAGGCCCUGGGCUUUGAGGCAGCGGUCAUGGAGGACAAUGCAGGGUCAGAUGGCGAUGUUGAGCUGGUUAUCACAGGAAUGACCUGCGCUUCCUGUGUUCACAACAUAGAGUCCAAGCUCACCAGAACCAAUGGCAUCACCUACGCCUCUGUGGCCCUCGCCACCAGCAAAGCCCAUGUGAAAUUUGAUCCGGAAAUUAUUGGCCCACGGGAUAUUGUCAAAAUUAUUGAGGAGAUUGGCUUCCGUGCUUCCCUGGCCCAGAGCAGGCCCACCGCUCACCACUUGGACCACAAGGUGGAAAUAAAGCAGUGGAGGAAGUCUUUCCUGUGCAGCCUGGUGUUUGGCAUCCCCGUCAUGGGCUUAAUGAUCUAUAUGCUAAUACCCAGCCACGAGCCCCAUGAGGCGAUGGUCCUGGACCACAGUAUCAUCCCAGGACUGUCCAUUCUGAACCUUAUCUUCUUCAUCUUGUGUACGUUCGUCCAGUUCCUCGGCGGGUGGUACUUCUACGUCCAGGCCUACAAGUCCCUGCGGCACAAGUCUGCCAACAUGGACGUGCUCAUCGUUCUGGCCACAAGCAUUGCCUAUGCCUACUCCCUGAUCAUCCUGGUGGUUGCGAUUGCUGAGAAGGCCGAGCGGAGUCCUGUGACAUUCUUUGACACACCUCCUAUGCUCUUUGUGUUCAUUGCCCUGGGACGGUGGCUAGAACAUGUGGCAAAGAGCAAAACUUCAGAAGCGCUUGCUAAGCUCAUGUCUCUACAAGCCACAGAAGCCACAGUUGUGACCCUCGGUGAGGAUAACUUAAUCCUCAGAGAGGAACAAGUGCCCAUGGAGCUGGUGCAGCGGGGUGAUGUCAUCAAGGUCGUCCCUGGGGGGAAGUUCCCAGUGGACGGGAAAGUCCUGGAAGGCAACACCAUGGCGGACGAGUCUCUCAUCACAGGGGAAGCCAUGCCUGUUACUAAGAAACCUGGUAGCACAGUGAUCGCUGGGUCUAUAAACGCUCAUGGCUCUGUGCUCAUUAAAGCCACGCACGUGGGCAACGACACCACUUUGGCUCAGAUUGUGAAACUGGUGGAGGAGGCUCAGAUGUCAAAGGCACCCAUUCAGCAGCUGGCCGACCGGUUCAGUGGCUAUUUUGUCCCAUUUAUCAUCAUCAUUUCAACCUUGACGUUGGUGGUCUGGAUUGUAAUCGGUUUUAUCGAUUUUGGUGUUGUUCAGAAAUACUUUCCUAGCCCCAGCAAGCACAUCUCACAGACAGAGGUGGUCAUCCGGUUCGCCUUCCAGACGUCCAUCACUGUGUUGUGCAUCGCCUGCCCCUGCUCCCUGGGGCUGGCCACGCCCACGGCGGUCAUGGUGGGUACCGGAGUGGCUGCCCAGCAUGGUAUCCUCAUCAAAGGAGGCAAGCCUCUGGAGAUGGCACACAAGAUAAAGACUGUGAUGUUCGACAAGACUGGCACCAUUACACACGGGGUCCCCAGGGUCAUGCGAGUCCUGCUGCUUGUCGACAUGGCUACACUGCCCCUCAGGAAAGUUCUGGCUGUGGUGGGUACUGCGGAGGCCAGCAGUGAACAUCCCCUGGGCUUGGCAGUCACCAAAUACUGUAAAGAGGAACUUGGAACAGAGACCUUGGGAUACUGCACGGACUUCCAGGCGGUGCCAGGUUGUGGAAUCAGCUGCAAAGUCAGCAAUGUGGAAGCCAUCCUGUCCCAGAGUGAGCGCCCACUGAGUGGGCAGGCUGGUCACCUGAAGGGAAUUGGCCCCCCUCCAGAUGCAGAACCCCAGACCUUCUCUGUGCUGAUUGGAAACCGUGAGUGGAUGCGGCGCAAUGGCUUAACCAUCUCCAGCGACGUCAGUGAUGCCAUGACCGAUCACGAGAUGAAAGGACAGACGGCCAUCCUGGUGGCGAUUGACGGUGUGCUUUGCGGGAUGAUCGCCAUCGCAGAUGCUGUCAAGCCAGAGGCGGCCCUGGCAGUGCACACACUGAAAAGCAUGGGUGUGGACGUGGUCCUGAUCACAGGGGACAACCGGAAGACGGCCAGAGCCAUUGCCACCCAGGUUGGGAUCAAAAAAGUCUUUGCAGAAGUGUUGCCUUCUCACAAGGUGGCCAAGGUUCAGGAGCUCCAGAAUGAAGGGAAGAAAGUCGCCAUGGUGGGAGAUGGGGUAAAUGACUCCCCAGCCUUGGCUCAAGCCGAUGUGGGCAUUGCCAUCGGGAGUGGCACAGAUGUUGCCAUUGAGGCAGCUGAUGUGGUUCUCAUCAGAAACGACUUACUGGAUGUGGUGGCCAGCAUUCACCUCUCCAAAAGAACUGUCCGCAGGAUCCGUGUCAACCUGGUGCUGGCACUGAUUUACAACAUGGUGGGGAUACCCAUUGCUGCAGGUGUCUUCAUGCCCAUUGGCAUCGUGCUGCAGCCGUGGAUGGGCUCGGCGGCCAUGGCGGCCUCCUCCGUGUCUGUGGUGCUGUCGUCUCUGCAGCUCAAGUGCUACAAGAAACCCGACAUGGAGAGGUACGAGAUGCAGGCCCAUGGUCGCAUGAAGCCUCUGAGCGCAUCCCAGGUCAGCGUGCAUGUGGGCAUGGAUGACCGACGGCGAGAUUCCCCCAGGCCCACGCCGUGGGACCAGGUCAGCUACGUCAGCCAGGUGUCUCUGUCCUCCCUGACGUCAGACAGGCUUUCUCGGCACAGUGCCACCAUGGACGAUGGUGGGGACAAGUGGUCUCUGCUUCUGAACGACAGGGAUGAGGAGCAGUACAUGUAAAAGCUCUGAGCGCAGAGCCAGGGGCUGCCGUGGGAACUCACAUCUGCUGGCUGUGGUUGAGCCAGGCGUGGUACAAACAGCGUAUGGGCAUGAAGCUUGCCCACGUCUUGGGACCUCCCAUUCCUGGGGUGUUUCUGUUGUCCCUAACUGCAGCUCUGGGCUUUGCUGAGGUGCCAUCAGAAGGGGCUGGGUAGGACAUCCCUUUAUGGGUCCUGCUGGUGCAGGGCAAAGGAUCCUGGCCUCCCCAUGCUGUUGGCAUGGAACUUGCUCAGACUGCUGAAGGGAAGAGGAAAUCAGUGCUCCUCAUAGACCUCUGCCUAUAAUACCUGGGAGGACUACCUGAGAAAUGAACAGGAUUUUUGGGCUCAAACCCCUGGCUAGGCCUCUUACCAGAACUUGCAGCAAGGCUGACUUUGACAUCACGUGCCUGCAUCACCAUUUACCUCAAGUGCAGCUGUUGCUGUCUGCUGGCACAGUCUCUUCCUUUCCCCCCCUCUGGGUGCUUGCUGACCUUCACACUGAGCGGGACUGCUGCCCUCCAGCGUCUACCCUGCUCUGACCUACUCACUUAGCCUGAUCCUGCCCCCCUCCUGGUUGCACCCCUGCUUGCGAACUCACCGUACCCCCCUUUACACCAAGGAGCCCACUUUGUUGCCGAGUGGCUCCUGCAGGGUCCUUCCACUGUCCCCUAGAGGCAGGCCUCUGAGCCUGACAGGAGUCCAAAUCCAGCUUCCUCCGAGGUCCUGGGGCUCGUGAGCCUGCGCAUGUGUGUUCCUGUGCAGUCUGUGGCAUAGGGCACAGGCACCCUGUGGGUGCCUGGGGGCCUCCCUGUUACCUCACAGGGCCCAGCCAGGCACUGGAGCCUGAGUCCCAGGAGCCCCUAGUGUGUGUGGGAAUGUCCUGGGAGAGGACAGCGGUUCUCCAUGUGAGCCAAGUGGACACCUGAGGGGGACAUAGCAUACAUCUGCUUUUUUUUUUUUUAAAAUAGCCCUGCAAAUACCACCAACUUAAUCUUUAUUUCACAAAGAUACACAGAUACAAUUAAUAGAAAAAUCCACAUUUCUGUGCUUUCUCAACAUUUACCCCACUAACAGAUUUUGUGAGAGGUUGUUUCUUUCUUGGUGCAGAGAAAGGCUAGAUGUCUGAGGUUUGUGAGAGCCCAGCGUUUCUUCCUUUCUACAUUCCAAGUUGUCUUUUCAAAAGUCUUGCCUGAUGUUUUCUUAGUUUGCCUCUCGAUGUUGCUGCUUAAUUGAUAGAAUUCAUUUUCUAGUUGUAAAAUAGUCUGUUAAGUCUUAUAAUUCUUACUGACCAAGGGCCACCUAAUUUGACUGUUUCUCUCAGUUUAGAUCCAGCUGUGAGUUGCAUGUUCUUUUGCUGCUGGUUGAAGUCUUGAAUAUGUUUCCUUAGCUUCCAAAGCUCUUUCUGUGCGUAUUCAAUCAUUUGAACUAGAUUUUCAUUACUUCCCAGGCAUUUCACCACACUGUGACAUUAGUUCCAGACUCUCAGUUUGAGCUGCGUGAUGCUCUAAUUGGGCCAUAGAAUUGUUUACACAUUCCUGACAUGAGUAAUAGCAGAUUUCUAAGCUGAGGAAGGGGCUAGAAGCUCGUAUCCUUUCAUACUGAGCAACACCAUUGGUUGUCAGUUUCGAAAGCAGAAUCAUCUGGGGCUGUUAAGCAGCCUGAGUGGUUCUUAGUAGGUUGUUAUCCGAGUUCUCGCCUUUACCAACACCACAGCUGUUCCCCUCACACCUGUUGCUGUGGCCUUGAUCAAAACACAGCAGCCUGUCCGUCUCUACCUCUUGGGCCACCAAGCCCAGCGCCAGGCCUGCCUUUCAGGGACUGUAGUCUCACCCGUGUUUUCUGAGUCAGAAAUAAUCUGAUUUUACCCUUUGGUGGCUCUUGUGAUGGUGUGGCAUCAGAGGGGCAGGGGCGGGCCAACCUUGGGAGCAGGGUGACAGAAUCAAAUUAAAGUAAAACCCGAGUUUACACUCAAACUAUUUUAUUUAUUGAGUGUCACUUACUUUCCAGGGGCGAUGCUAGUAUUUUUGGUAGAUUACCUCUUAUCCCCUUGGCAAAGUAACAGCAUAGAUGUUACUGUCCACAUUUUACAAGCAAGAAAGCCGGGAGGGAGGCUUAGGGGUCUUGCCUGAGCACACACAGCCAGUGUACGCACAGCUCUGUUGGCUCUGAAGGCUUUCCCCUAAUUCACUCAGUUUGCUCGAUAAGAAUAGACUAGAAAAAGUCUUUGCUCUUGGAAGAUCACAUCUUCCGGGUGAUGUAUUAGUUGUAUCAACUUAGAAAGCAGUGGGUCGUGAGAUCAUUUCACCCUCACUUGGAUGGUCAGUUUGGAUUCUUUUGUGUAAUAUAGUUUUCGCCAGGUUUUAUGUUCUCAAAUCCACGUUCAGGGUUUUGUUGCAUGUACUGUCUGCGGUCUCUUCUGUUUUCUGCCGGUCCCUCCCUAGUACCCAUCUCCAUCUGUCUUCUCUAUUCUUGCUCGGGAAAUGUUUCUUGUUUUGGAAUUAAGCUAAUGAUUUUCUAAAGAAUCUAAUUGUGUUGAUUUUUAAAACUUUUAAGACCAUUAGCAUCACCUUCAUAUGAAUUGAAGAUAUUUAUAUAAUUGUACAGAAAGUAACCUUUUAAGAUGUUCAGAGUGUCGGGAGUUUUGGGGUCAGAUAACAGUUCCUGUUUCAAAAAAUGUUCCACACAAUAUGAGAAUAAAGUUUCAUUUUAUUCAUCUAAAA